GAGAGAGUGUGUGUGUGUAUGUGUGUGUGUGUGAGAGAGAGAGAGAGUGUGUGUGUGUGUGUGUUUAUUGUGGCUUGAGGUGACACUUCCUCACUGGAAAUGUGUUGCUGACUCUCCCAUAAAGGACUGGCUAAACUGGCUCGACCGGCCCCACACACACACACACAGACACAUACACACACACACAAACAGUGGACUGUGGUGUUAAAACAGCUGACAGCAGUGAGACAGACAUACGGAGUGGACCAGCUGAGUGUUUAUGCAAUUUCAGUAAGUGUGGCGAUGUCUCCUGGAGAGGACGGUCUGAUCGGAAUCCCAUUCCCUGAACAUAGCAAUGAGCUGUUGUCCCGCCUCAAUGCUCAGCGCCGUUCUGGCCUACUCUGUGACCUCACGUUGACCUCCCGUGGUGCCCGUUACCCAACACACCGCGCUGUCAUGGCUGCCGUCAGCCUUUAUUUCCGAAGGCUGUUUGGGGCAGAGGAAGUGGGUGAGGCUGGUGAGGUGAGUGAGGGCUGCAGUGUGUGCCAGCUGGACUGUGUGACCCCAGAUGCUCUGGAUGCUCUGCUAGAGUUUGCCUAUACAGCUACGUUAACCAUCCGCUCAUCUGGCAUGCGUGAGGUCCUUGAGGGGGCACAGCUGCUUGGCAUCCAAUGUGUGGCAGAUGCAUGCCGCCACAUCUUAGGUGAGGUGGGGGACACUGGUGACCUGGGUGGGGAGGGUGGAGAACCGGGCGGAGGGGGGCAGUUGGGUGUGGCCAACAAGGAAAGAGCAAGUCAUGUUGAGAAUGACCAGAAGACACCGUCACGCAGGAAACAAGACCGACGCAAUGUAGAGAAGGCAGCAUCCCCAGUACGGCUGGCUUGGAACACACGACCCCAGGAGGACAAACCUAAAUGUGAAGCUCCACCUACCCCUGAACACAAACCCCGCCCACCAAAGUAUGGAGCUUCACAAGGUGCUCAGCAGGUGGUGCUCAUGAAUGGAGGAACUCCUUGGGAUCCACAGCUGGCUCAGGAGGAGGAGGAGUCAAAACCUGAAGGGCUCACACCUUCUCCGAACCACACCCCCUCUCAGACAGAAACAGCAUUGGGUGGAGCAGUAGAGGGAGUAGGCAAGAAGAGGAAGUCUCAAGCUCCUCAGCAGUGUCCUGUCUGCCAGAAGAUCAUCCAUGGAGCAGGAAAACUUCCACGUCACAUGAGGACACACACAGGCGAGAAACCUUUCCAGUGUAUGACCUGUGGUGUGCGUUUCACAAGGAACGAUAAGCUGAAGAUCCACAUGCGGAAACACACGGGCGAGCGGCCGUAUUCCUGCACCAGCUGCCCUGCCCGUUUUCUGCACUCCUAUGACCUGAAGAACCACCUGUCCUUGCACAGUGGGCUUCGGCCCUAUGAGUGCCCCCUCUGCCACAAAGCCUUCGCCCGUGAGGAUCACCUGCAGCGCCAUCGCAAGGGCCUUGCCUGCCUUGAGCAUCCAGCUCUGGAGCUCCGCCCACGCCAUGCUCGCCAUGCUGCCUCUCCGCACUCGCCACUAUCUCCAGCGUCAUUAUCCCCAUCAUCAUCAUCUACUGCACCACACUUCCUGUUCCGUCAGGAAGCGGAUAACCUGGCCACUCCACCACAUGGGCCAUUGAUCUCUGGAGGAAUGGCAUAUUCCAGAAUCCUCCAUUGGAGGGGGGGAACAGGAUGGAGGGAAGACGAGGAAGAGUCUUAGUGUGUGUGUGUGAGAGAGAGAGAGAGACUAUACCACUAAUUACAUACCUACUUAAUGCAAAAAGUAACCAAAAGUCUUAACAAAAUGAAUCUGAACAGAGAAACAGGUUCUUUUUUCUUUCUUUUCGUACUGUCUUUCUAAAAUGUGCUUAAUUUUGUUUUCAUGUAUAUCGCUGGAACAUCAGGGCUUUGAUCUUUGCACAUUGUUUUCUUUAAUCUUUAAACAUGUAAAUGAAUAGCAAGUGAUAGGUUUAUGUUGUUAAUAUAUUCAGGGUGAAAUAUAAAAUGAAAUAAUACUGUGAGUUUAGGGUAAAAAGUGUAGGGAGAGUGUGUGUGUGUAAGAGUUAUGGUGUUUAAACAAUGCUGUUUAAUUUAAUUAGAAAAUAUUUUUAAGAUUGUGUUUAAAUGCCAUGGAGAGAGGUUUAUCAGUGAAACCUUGUGGUGUGAAACAGAACUGCACUUCUUCACUCCACUACUGUUUAAAAUACACCUUUAUCUCAGCCACUGCCCUAAACCCUCACAAGUGUAUAUAUUUAGUGUAUAUGAGAACACACACACACAAAAUUGCAUUUAUUUAAAUUUUGUUUGUUUUUAGGUUGGCUUGACAGAACCAACAUGCUGUUUUUCUUUUUUGUUUCUGCAAAAUUCUUCAUGGGUUGCAAUUUGAGCCAUAAAAUCAGGCAGGAUCAAAGAUCCUUUAUAGGAAUAUCGCGCUUUUGGGAAAGAUUGGAAUUUUGUUUGCCAUGUAGCAGUGCUCUAGAAUGUAUUUAUGUUCCAUGUAUAGGAACACACUGAAAAUGUUUUCUUGGUUGUUCUUUCAGCCUUUCCUUACUCUGCUAUAAUGAAGACUAUUAAAACAUCAUUGCUCCACCUCCUGAAGCCCUAACAACUACCAGGGUCCCCAUAACAGCUACCUAGCAAGACCUCGGCAACAAGCUGGGAUAGCAUAGCAACCACCUAGCAAUACUUUAGCAAACAAAAUGGUUAGCAUUGCAAUAACCAUGAAAGCGCACUAGCAAACAACUGGAAUAUGCUAGUCACAGCAUGUAAAAAUGUAACAUUAGCCUUUAACUUCUUAACCUUUACAGGCUUAACUGUUCAUAUGAACCAAGUAGCAACACCGUAGCAACUGGUUUAGUAUAACAACCUCUAAACAUAUUUAACCUUUACAUCUUUUAAGCUUUUACACUUAAAUUAACGUUGCAUAUUUUUGCAUUUUGAAGUCAACGACAACAGAAUGUUUAAUGUCGUUCAACAAUUUUUGCAUGUUUAGCGUUUUCUGUCAAGCCAAUGUCAAAGCUCAUUCACAAACUUUAGCCUUCUAGUUUUUUUCCUUUGUACUUGCUAACUUUCAUGAUUACCAUUAGCACCAUUAGACCAUUAAAAUCCAGUUAAAAUACAAGUUGUACAAUACUAGCAGAAGUGAUUCCACACAAAGUUCAGUAUUUAUACACAUUAUUGACAUUAUUUUGCUAACUGUAUGAGAACUAGCUUCCAUGAUAACUAGUCAGUGUGCUAAUUAGCAUCUUUUACAAAAAAGGAUUAUUACUACCAAGCAUUUAGAGUGACCGCGAGUGUGCUAGAUCUCCAGCAGCAUAAUAUAAUAACGAUAAAAGGUUUUUAAAAAUUGUUUUAAGUGAUAAAUACAGUUAUGGAGUGUCCAAUAAAGUAGCCAAGAGUACUCUGGUUGAGAGAAAAUAUUAACAACAGCUUUUUUUUUAAUAUUAACUAGCUAGCAUGCUAAUUACCUGAUGAUACUUUAGCAAGAUGGAUGAGGGAAAAGUGUGAGAGUGGAAGUGUUAAAAACAGGACUGGUAGAGUGCACAAUGAGUUUAGUGCUUAAACUGGUAAAUCUCUGUUCUUUAUUAUUAUUAUUAUUAUUAAUAAGAAGUUCAUGUUACUUCCUCUGUAGAUUUGUGUUAACUUUAGAGCUGUCUGUGGUAUUAUUUAUUAGUUUAAUAUUUAAUAUUUGUUUAAUAUUUGUUUUUAAUACACACACACAGUUGGUCUCUCUGUGGCUAUUCAUGUCCCAGUGAGGAGGUUAGUGAUAUAAUCCAUCAGGGAGUGUUCCUGUCUCACACACUAACGUUCAUGUAGAAGUUUUAUCCAUCAUGCAUCGUGUGUCCAUCAUGCACUAACUUUUACUUCCUGUGGCGGAGUUACUGCUUUACGGUGGUCACAGAACUGUUGAUGGUGGAAGUUGCUCUACUGAAUGCCACUGAUCUUCAAGAAACAACCAACCUCUUACCUUCCACUUUAGCCUUCCUUCAAGUUUUUGGUUCUUCAGACAAUUUGAAGACGUUUCUCUGGUGGUUCCACAGCUCUGUGGUUCUGAUUAAUAGUUCUAUUAAUACAGUUAAUACAUUAAUACUUAUGCUAUAAGUCAAUUCUUACCAAUUUCUUACAUUUCUGAGUUGGUUUUUUUUUUCUGUUUUUUAGUUAAAUUUACAUGAAAACAAUUUAUUUGAAUAACUGAAUCUGUUAUGUGUGUUUUAAAGAAAACCUUUAGAGCUGUGUGAGUGAAAAAUUUCUCAGGAAUUACAAAGCAAUGCACUGAAACAAGUAUGUAAAUGGGAAUGCAAAUGAAUAUGCAAAUGAGAGAUGGAUAUUAUUGUCUCUUGUAAUCUUUUGUGGAAUACAGAUGAUAAUACGAUAUUUUAAAGUCCUAAAUGAAUGAUUAGAUAUGUUUAUAUGAUCUAUUAUAGAGUUAUAGUUUAUUACAACAAAAAAAAUGUCGGUGUUAAUUAGGGAAUAAACAUAUAUCUUUAUCACUGUUGUAUGAACAGAAAUAAUUACAUGUGUAAACAUACAUGGUUAAUAAACAGAAGAUAUUCUAGUG
Molecule: messenger RNA, 4551 nt
Organism: Tachysurus fulvidraco (yellow catfish)
Lineage: Eukaryota; Metazoa; Chordata; Actinopteri; Siluriformes; Bagridae
Gene: zbtb7b
Product: zinc finger and BTB domain containing 7B
Exons: 4
Coding region: 283-1713 (476 amino acids)
Biological process (GO): regulation of transcription by RNA polymerase II; positive regulation of gene expression
Molecular function (GO): protein binding; DNA-binding transcription factor activity, RNA polymerase II-specific; RNA polymerase II cis-regulatory region sequence-specific DNA binding
Source: RefSeq, a predicted model, not a curated record